Messenger RNA from Gopherus flavomarginatus (Mexican gopher tortoise), 930 nucleotides. RefSeq lists its product as uncharacterized. The transcript has 2 exons. The record is from RefSeq and is a predicted model, not a curated record. Lineage: Eukaryota; Metazoa; Chordata; Testudines; Testudinidae. Bases 105 to 848 code for a protein of 247 amino acids.
GUGAGGGAAAUCGCUGCUCAGGAGCUGCCCCCACGACCUGCCGUUUUUACCAGGAGCUGGAUGCCAUACUUGGGUGUGAUCCCACUGCCAAUCCUAGGAGCACAAUGGAGAGUUCAGAGCAGGGAGAAGUGGGGGAGGUUGUAGAGGACAGCGACAGUGAGGCUACCGGCGUGGAGGGAGACACCCCGGAGUCCCAGUACACAUGCAGCCAGGAGCUCUUCUCAAGCCAGGAGGAGGCUAGCCAGUUGCAGCAGCUGGAAGUUGAUGGUGAGGAAGAAACUGAGGAUCGUGCUCGGGUGACCUUGACUACUGCAGCCGGAUCACCGGCCUCACGUAGGUUGCAGAACUUGAGACGGAAUCCUAGAAAAUCUAAAGAGGAAUUGAUCAAAUCUGUUAUGAGCCACUACAACAGAGAAAGUAGGAAGACACAGGAAUGGAGAGAGAAGAUGUAUGAAUGGAGACAGAGUGUACAUGAAUGGAGGCAAACAGAAAGCAGGAGAAAGGAAUUGUCUGCCAAGAAAACCACAAAGCAGAUGAUAAGCCUCCUGGCUCGCCAAACUGAGUCUUUCGAGUCUCUUGUAGCCAUGCAGACAAAUAUGUACCAUUGUAACCCACAGCCCUCCCAAAGCCCUCUUCCUUGUUCCCCAGUAUUUCCACAAAACAACUUUCUCCAGCAGCCAGUUCCUUAUUAUCCCCAGCUGCCCCCAACACCUGUACAAUCACCUACCAGCCCUGAUAACUAUAAUUCUUACCCUGUUCACUCCACUCCCAUUAUUCUGCAGCAUAGUAAUCCUGAAGUGCAGCAGACAUUGAAUAGUGAUCAAAAUAGGACAUAUUCAAACCUGUGAAUGUACAGUCCACCACCCCAACCCCCUUGCCUGUUAUGUACUGUAUGUUGAAUAAAGGUUUUUUUUCUUUUUCACUACGUUA